AUGAAAGUUAGUUUACAAUUUAAUUUACAAUUCAAAAGAUAUCCAUUAAGGAUGAUAUUAGUAGAUGAUUUUGGUUCAAAUAUUAAUAACGCCAAAUGCCCUUCCGCAGUGAUGUCGCCUACGUUUUUAGAUAUUUCUUUUUACUUUUUUAAAAUGGAGGUUAAAAUUCAAUUAAAACAAUGGAGAAAUGAUCUUCUUCAGUCUCAGCAGUGCAUGGUUUCGCGAUAA
Clunio marinus is the source of this 228-nucleotide messenger RNA. The record is from the annotation of a GenBank genome assembly. Lineage: Eukaryota; Metazoa; Arthropoda; Insecta; Diptera; Chironomidae.